AUGGAGUAUGUGGAGAACGGAAGUUUGGAGUCACUCUUGCGCAAGCACGGACGCUUUCCCGAAUCGCUCGUGGCUGCCUACAUGGCGCAAGUGGUGGAGGGCUUGGCUUUCCUGCACGAUCAGUGCGUUAUUCACCGAGACAUCAAGGGAGCCAACAUCCUCAUCACCACCGCUGGUCACGCCAAGCUGGCUGAUUCGGUGUGA
Messenger RNA from Acanthamoeba castellanii str. Neff, 204 nucleotides. RefSeq names its product MAP3K epsilon protein kinase. Gene Ontology annotation, biological process: protein phosphorylation. The transcript is spliced from 4 exons. Lineage: Eukaryota; Discosea; Longamoebia; Acanthamoebidae. The coding region runs from base 1 to 204 and encodes 67 amino acids. Gene Ontology annotation, molecular function: ATP binding; protein kinase activity. The record is from RefSeq and is a predicted model, not a curated record.